Molecule: messenger RNA, 315 nt
Organism: Hepatospora eriocheir
Lineage: Eukaryota; Fungi; Microsporidia; Hepatosporidae
Source: the annotation of a GenBank genome assembly
AUGACAAAAAGCCUUUUAGAUUUUAAUUUUAAAAAAGCAGAUGAUUAUGAGAUGAUUAAGAUGAAAUAUAAAGACAUUCCUAUUACUUUUGUAGUAUCUAAAAAAGGAUGUAUUUACUGUACUAAAGCAUUUGAUAUAUUAAAUUCUAAUGGUAUUGAAUAUAAAAUUUAUGACUCAGUAAAAGACAAAGAAUUCAGUGAUUAUGUUAAAAAUGUAACAGCUCAUAAAACUUUUCCUAAAAUUUUCUUAAAAAAAACAUUUAUUGGUGGUCACAGUGAGUUAGAAAAUGUUAAUAUAAAUGAUUUUAUUGAAUAA